AUGGCAGUACACACGGUGCUCGUCGACGAGCUCAGCAACAGUCGAUAUGGCUCCUCGACCAUCGCUUUCACGUUCCUAGGCCUGGUUUUGAUAGGCUACCUGAUCAACAUCCUCUACGUAGCCUUCCUCGGACCACUAUCAAAAUUUCCAGGCCCACCAUUUCGAGCAUUGAGCAAGCUCCCAGCCAUCCAAACAAUGUUCGCCGGCCGCGACGGCGAAGUCUACGCGGAACUCCACCGCCAAUACGGUCCCAUCGUCCGGAUCGCCCCCCACCAGCUCUCCUACAACGGUGGCGCUAAAGCCUGGAACGAGAUCUACGGCUUCCGCAAACCAGGCACUGGCAAACUGGCCAAAGACAAAACCUUCUACGGCCGACCCAUGAACGGCGUCGACGGUCCCAUAACAGCCGACGAUGCCAAUCACAGCCGACAACGCAAAAUCCUCAGCCAUGCAUUCAGCGACAAAGCACUCAAGGAACAGGAACCACUUUUGAAGCACUGGGCGGAGAAGAUGCAGCAGAAAAUGCUCGAGCAGGCUACAGCUGGGAAGCCAGUCGAUGUCUUGAAAAUGCUCAAUUGUACCACCUUCGACAUCAUGGGCGACCUCACCUUCGCCGAGAGCCUGGACAUGCUGGAGGAGAGCGAGUACUCGCCGUGGGUGAAGACGAUCUUCGCCUCGAUCAAAUUCGGCACCAUGAUCCGUGGGGUCAAGACUUAUAGCCCCAUGGUCGACUCCCUCGUCACCUCGCUCCUCGCUCGCGUACCUGCUGUGCAGAAGAAGGCCAAGGAGCAUUUCGGCUAUAGUUCUGAUCGCGUUGAUCGACGGCUUGAUCGGGAGCCCGAGAGGCCGGAUCUCUGGUCGAGGAUCUUGGAGAAGAGUCCGUUGGAUGCGGAGGGUGGGUUGACUCUGGGCGAGCAUCAUAGUAUUGCUUCCCUGUUUAUGCUGGCGGGGACGGAGACGACGGCUACGGCGUUGAGUGGAACGACUUACCAUCUUCUCAAGAACCCGGAUACCAUGGCCAAGCUCAACGAGGAAGUCCGCUCUGCUUUCCUGUCGUUCGAGGAUAUGCAUCUUGAGUCCCUCGCACGACAGAAGUACCUCGUCGCCGUUAUCCAGGAGGGGCUGAGGAUGUACCCGCCUGUUCCUAUCGCUUUGCCUAGACGAGCGCCGGAGGGUGGCGUGACGAUCGAGGGUGAGUAUGUGCCUGCUGGUACGACGGUCGGAGUUCAUCACCUCGCUACCAAUAGCUCCAAGACGCAUUUCAAGCAUGCGAAGGAGUUCCGACCAGAGCGGUGGUUGGGUGCGGAGGAAUUCAAGGACGAUCAUCUGGAUGCUAUGGAGCCCUUUUCCGUCGGGCCGCGGAACUGCUUAGGCAAGAACCUAGCAUGGCACGAAAUGCGCCUCCUCCUCGCCACACUGAUCUUCCACUUCGACAUCAAGCUCAACUCCGAGUCCGAACAAUGGGAUGAUCAGAAGAUCUACACAUUGUGGGAGAAGAAGCCGUUGAUGUGUACUUUGACGCCUGUGCAGGCCGCAGCAUGA
Recurvomyces mirabilis is the source of this 1542-nucleotide messenger RNA. RefSeq lists its product as uncharacterized. NCBI's taxonomy places the organism in Eukaryota, Fungi, Ascomycota, Dothideomycetes, Mycosphaerellales, Teratosphaeriaceae. Gene Ontology annotation, molecular function: monooxygenase activity; oxidoreductase activity, acting on paired donors, with incorporation or reduction of molecular oxygen; heme binding. The transcript is spliced from 2 exons. The coding region runs from base 1 to 1542 and encodes 513 amino acids. The record is from RefSeq and is a predicted model, not a curated record.